Sabethes cyaneus is the source of this 1383-nucleotide messenger RNA. RefSeq names its product gustatory and odorant receptor 22 (gene Gr21a). Lineage: Eukaryota; Metazoa; Arthropoda; Insecta; Diptera; Culicidae. The record is from RefSeq and is a predicted model, not a curated record. The coding region runs from base 1 to 1383 and encodes 460 amino acids. Gene Ontology annotation, cellular component: dendrite; neuronal cell body; axon. The transcript has 7 exons. Gene Ontology annotation, biological process: sensory perception of taste.
AUGAUUCAUAACCAGAUGGAUGAUAGCCAAUAUCGGAUGCGAGAACAGAUUUUCAAUCCGAAUCAGCGCCAACAGCUGGAAGAUAAGCGACGGAUUAAAGAGCAACUGCUGCAGUUGCAAAAAGAUAAUGUUUCCCCAAGUCAGAUAUAUCGUCGUCAGGUCAAAAUUAAUGCUGACGAUGACCUGCUGGAUUUGCAUGAUUCCUUUUAUCAUACCACCAAAAGCCUUCUGGUUUUGUUUCAAAUCAUGGGUGUAAUGCCAAUAAUGCGCAGUCCCAAAGGAGUCGGCAUGCCUCGCACUACCUUCAAUUGGUGCUCGAAGGUUUUCAUGUGGGCGUACUUCAUCUAUGCCUGCGAAACGGUCGUGGUCGUCCUGGUAGCAAAGGAACGCAUCCACAAGUUCAUUUCGAACAGUGACAAACGAUUUGAUGAGAUAAUCUACAAUAUCAUAUUUAUGAGCAUUCUGGUGCCGCACUUUCUGCUGCCGAUGGCAUCCUGGCGCCACGGAUCGGAAGUUGCCAAGUUUAAAAACAUGUGGACCGACUAUCAGUACAAAUAUUUGGUGAUCACAGGAAAGCCGAUCGUGUUUCCGAAGCUGUAUCCAAUCACCUGGGCUCUGUGCAUCGUGUCGUGGUCACUGAGCAUCGUGAUCAUUCUAUCGCAAUAUUAUUUGCAGUCUGACUUUCAGUUUAGUCAUACCUUUGCCUACUAUCACAUCAUUGCGAUGUUAAAUGGGUUCUGCAGUUUGUGGUUUGUCAACUGCACUGCUUUCGGCACCGCUAGUAAAGCAUUCUCAAACGAGCUUUCGAACAUUCUUGCAACGGAUCAUCCAGCGGACAAAUUGACCGAAUACCGUCACCUAUGGGUGGACCUCAGCCACAUGAUGCAACAGUUGGGGAAAGCAUACUCGAACAUGUACGGUAUCUAUUGUUUGGUGAUUUUCUUCACCACAAUUAUCGCCACCUAUGGAGCGCUGAGUGAAAUCAUUGAGCAUGGGGCGACCUAUAAGGAGGUCGGUUUAUUUGUCAUUGUUUUCUACUGUAUGAGCCUGCUGUUCAUCAUCUGCAACGAGGCCCAUCAUGCCUCCAAAAGGGUGGGUCUCAAAUUUCAAGAACGAUUGCUAGACGUCAACCUCACGGCCGUGGAUAAGGCAACGCAGAAAGAGGUCGAAAUGUUUCUGGUCGCAAUCAAUAAAAAUCCACCGACUAUGAACCUGGAUGGAUAUGCCAACAUCAACCGGGGGCUCAUAACUUCGAAUUUGUCCUUCAUGGCUACCUAUUUGGUUGUUCUGAUGCAGUUCAAGCUAACUCUCCUGAGACAGAGUGCCAAAAAGGCACUUUUCACGGCAUUGACAGCUAACAUGACUCAAAACAGAACGACCUAA